GUAGAGUUCAGAGUCUUUAUGGCCUGAGGGAAGUAGCUCUUCCUCAGCUUCUCUGUUCUGACCAUACAGGAGUAGACUUUUCAGGCAUUCAGCCACUCUGAGACUAAUGCUUAUUAAAAACACUUGAUGGGACGGGUUCUUAGGGAAUACUUUUGCCUUUAAAUGUGCAAAAUUAUAUUAAGAAAUGUUGUGUUAUGUUGCACACAUUCUUACCUGACAACACUGUGCCUCAACAUUUACUCCUCAUGAUAAGUAAAUCAUCUUUAUCAUUUUAAAUACCUUGUUUUUAGCACUAUUUGUAUAUUAGUUGACUGAAAUAUCUUUGCCUUUUUCCUUACUCAUAAUGACAACAUUGUACUGUUUUUUUUUUACAAUUAUGAUCACAACGUUUAUGUAUGAUGUCGUAUGUGUCAAAUGUUCUUCUAAUCUUUCACCCAUCCACAGUAACCGUCUGGCUAUCAGGUAGGACCAAUCAACCGGAAACUGCUUGUUUUUGUUUGAGAAUUACCUUAUUUUGAAAGACCUUGCCGGAUCUGCCCUUGUUUAGUGAUAGCUUAACACCGGUGAGCUCGUCUUCUAAUAUGAAAAACAGAGUCCUGAUCCUGAUUCUUCCCGGACACCUGUGGUUCCCCUGCGGUCGUGGUGUCAGCAGCAGAAAGGAUGAUCCCAGUGGGUGAACUCAAAAACCUGGGCAUAGAGCAGAACUCCAAGCUGAGAGUUCUGAAACCGUGGUGGGAUGUUUUCUCCGAGUACCUUUGUGUGGCUAUGCUAAUGAUUGGAGUCUUUGGCUGCACUCUCCAGCUCACCCAGGACAGGAUUGCUUGUCUACCUAGUCACUUCACAAGCUCAACGCCGGAGGCAAUCGACUGCAGUCACAUCCGGACCUACAAAGAGAAUAUGACGCAGAAACACACGUUGGUCAAACCUGAGAGUCCCAUCAUCAGGGAAGUAACUGGCCGUAAGAACAAUCUUGAUAUCCACCAAUAUGUCUUUGUCAACUGCUACUGCUAUGAGAGGUUUGUCCACUGGUAUGCAAAGUACUUCCCGUACCUUGUUGUGAUCCACACUUUGGUCUUCAUGGUAGCGAGCAGUUUCUGGUUCAAGUUCCCUGGGACAUCUUCAAAAAUUGACCUCUUCGUGAACAUCCUCGGGAAGUGUUUUGAUUCCCCUUGGACCACGAGGGCCCUGAGUGAGGUGUCUGAAGAAAGAGGGGAGGAGAAACUUGUUAUUUGGAGAAAAAAUACAAUCUCCAAGGAAACUACAGAGCGGAGGUUCGAUGAGGAGGAGACCGCAGGGCUUCUUCGCUCCUCCUCUGUCAAGUCUAAUCCAGAAAAGAAAACCCAAGAGUCCCAGUCGUCCCUCACUGUCUUAGAUAAGAAGGAGGGAGAGCAGGCUAAAGCUCUCUUUGAAAAGGUGAAGAAGUUACGAACUCACGUAGAGGAGGGAGACCUAUUGAAUAUCAUGUAUGUCCUACAAACCUCACUGAAAGUCUUCAAGUUCCUCUUAAUCAUUGUCUAUACUGCAGUUCUUGUUCCAAACGUGGAGAUUGUUGUCCGCUGUUUGGUUCCUCCUGAGCUGACUGGUUUUGAUAUCUAUUGCUGUAACCACAACAAAGCCCAUCUGUUCUCCAAGCUCGCCUAUUGCUAUGUCUGCUUUGUAGGAGUCUAUGGACUUCUGUGCAUUUACUCACUUUACUGGCUUUUCCACAGGCCCCUCAAGGUGUAUUCAUUUGAGCAGGUCAGACUAGAGACGGGUAUUAACGACAUACCAGACGUAAAGAAUGAUUUUGCUUUCCUUUUGCACCUGGUGGACCAAUACGAUGCUCUUUACUCCAAAAGAUUUGCAGUCUUUCUCUCUGAGGUCAGCGAGAGUCGUCUCCAUCAGCUCAAUCUGAACCACGAGUGGACGGCAAAGAAAUUGCGCACCCGUCUUGCCAAGAACACCAGUAAUCUGAUGGAACUGCACCUGCUAAUGUUACCGGGACUUCCCGACACUGUCUUUGAACUUACUGAAGUGGAGUCACUUAAACUGGAGCAAGUAAAGAAUGUCACCAUACCAAGUUGUGUGGCCAAGUUAGACUCGCUAAAGGAAUUAUCACUGGUCUACUGUAACGCCAAAGUCCAACUGCCUGCCCUCAAUCACCUUAAGGAACAUUUAAAAGUCCUCCGUCUUGCUUUUGAAAAUUUAGAAGAGGUACCUGUGUGGGUAUACACUUUGCACAGUUUGGAAGAGUUACAUCUCGAUGUACCUUUGAACGAAGUUUCCAGAGGUGCCACUCUUGAAUCCCUGCGAGACCUUCAAGCUUUGAGAGUUCUCACACUCCAGUCCAACCUUUCAAAGAUCCCAGCCAGUAUAGGAGAUGUAGCCUAUCAGCUGCAGAGGUUGUGUAUCUUCAACGAAGGUAUGAGGCUCCAGGCAUUCAGCACCCUGAAGAAAUUAUCCAACCUGGUCUCGCUGGAGUUGGUGGGCUGUGAACUGGAGCGAAUCCCAAGUGCUGUGUUCAGCCUGAACAAUCUCCAAGAGUUGGACCUGAAGGGAAACAAACUGACCACUGUGGAGGAAAUACUGAGCUUACAGCAUUGUCGUCGUUUGACCACGCUCCGUCUGUGGCACAACAAGAUUACUUACAUUCCAGACCACAUCAGCAAGUUGCAUUCUCUAGAGGUACUGGAUAUCAGCUGGAACAAGCUGAGGAAACUGCCUUCACGUCUCUUUUAUUGCACCAAACUCAGACACGUUGACGUCUCCCAUAACCAGCUUACCGCUCUCCCUCCUGAGGUGGGGAUCCCACAGGGCCUGCAGUUCUUCUCUGCUGCCUUCAACUCUUUGGAGAUGUUACCAGAUGAGCUGUUCUCAUGCAAAAAACUAAAGACUUUGGCACUUGGAAACAACAGCCUGCCGAAUGUGAGUCCCAGGAUAGCAAACCUGGCCCAGUUAGUCCGUCUGGAGCUCAAAGGAAACAGACUGGAGUCUUUACCAGUGGAAAUAGCGGACUGUCCAUUACUGACCCUCAGUGGACUGGUCGUAGAAGACAACGUGUUAGAUCUGCUGCCAUCAGAAAUACGCACCAAGCUGAAUAAGAGCUGAAAGACUUCUCUUUCACCAGUGCAGCCUUGUGGUCGCUGCACAAAUGGACAGACGGAAAUUGAUGAAUGUUUCCAAAGUAAGAUUUCAAAUCAAGGAAAACAAACUCUUUACAUUUUCUUAUGUAUUUAUGAAUACAUUUUUACUAUGCUGUGAAUACAUUUUAUAUGGUAUUUUUUACAAAUAUAGUGUGUUUGUUCAAUAGGGAAUGUUAUGAAUUUUGCUGUACCCUGUUGAACAGGUUUAUUCAGAAUGGCAAAGUGUAUCCCACAAUGUGGUGGCCAAGAUGAGAGGAGAGAAGUGUUUUGAAAUGAAAUGUUUUGCAGAAGCAGAAUAAUAUUUGCUCUUUCAUUUGUUUAAAUAGUUGGUAGUAGAAGAAACUUACGAGGCUGAAUAAACUAGAGGAUAACUAAUAAAACGGUACUGGUGUAAUAAACAUGUAAUGCAAAAAAUAAUUACUUUUAAAAUCAACGCAAGAGAGACUUAACGACGGUUGGCGUCUGUCAUUAAGCUGCUCUGCUCCUCAAGUUAGUGUGUAGCUAGCUAGCACAAAUUGAGGCCUUGGUGUGGGAGAGUUUCGGAACUCCUACUUUGAAAUAUGAAGUAUCCUAGAGUUCCCUAUUUGGUUUUUUACUUCCUCUUCAGUUAUUUCCAAAUAGCGCAGUUAAAAAACUCUUGACAUUGACCAGUUUAUGGACAGACUGAGGUGGACAAAGAAGAAUGUUUUGUUAAAGUGCCUUCACACUCUCUGCCCUUGUCUCGCCCAUAUCUGUUGCUCUGCCUGGAAGCAGUAAAGUCAUGCGCUGACUUGCAUGUACACAAAAAACAGUUCCUGUCAGUCAGGUUUUGGAAAUACUGCAGUAAUGUCUGUACACACUGUGAGCCGCCUACACUGUCAAACUAAAGUCACACCAGCCUUUGCUUUUAAUUUAACCCUUGAUCCUGGACAUUUUUAGGAAAUAUAAAGGUGAACAAGAACUUGUGUGGAGUGUGUAAGGGCCAGCUGAAUCUGAACCCUGACCCACUGAGUUGACUUCAUUUCUAUUAAUCAUCAUCAUAACCACCCUGUGCUACCUAACUAGGAUUAGAGAUACUAAGUGUCUCCAUAAUCCUUAUAUAUAUAGAAACACUUUUUGGUGUUGUGAUCCUUUAGGGCAGGGUGUUUUUUUUUUUCAAGUGCAAAGAGGUUUCAGACACACGCUACAACACAUUCAAAUUCUUAACCUAGUGUAGCAGUAAGGCAGCUCUACCUAGUGGCUGGGAUCAAAUCAGUUUGGGGUCUAGGUCAGUAAAAUAUGGUGUUAAAAGUACGAAGCAAAACACCAUUUAAUACCUACAAGUUGGUCAGUUUUGUAAAAGGAACACUGCAAUAGAGACACAGUGUGGCUUAUUCUCUGCUAUUAUAAUUACUACUAUUAGUACUUUCGACUGGUCCCUUCAUCCGGGGUCAAAUCAUUUUAUCAAGGCUGAUUUGGAACAGUUGUUACACUGUCCAGUCCAGUCUGAUUCCACUGGGGUAUUUUCCACUUGAUCAUCUCUUAAUACUUGUUCCUGUUCAUAGCAUUGUAUUCUGUUCAUCUGGCGCUUUCUCUAACCCUGUUAUCUACUAUCCCUACAAACACAAGGCCUCAUUCAUUUUUGGGUCUCUGUCUUUGACCUUUACAAGGUCAUACUUUGUUUUUCUACAUUCCACUGUCCAGUUAUGUAUAAAUGCCCUUGAUUGAUCGCUCAGGUGAAACACUGUACUCACGAGGAAACAUGAAGCACAGCUGAAGUAUUUUUGUCUUCUUCUCUGGUUUGGGCAUCAUUUCAAAAUGACUUACAAGAUCACUGGUGCAGUCUCCAACAGCAACUGAUGGUGUUUCUACAUGGAUGUUGCCUGUUCUCCCCAGGGUUUCCUUGGAGGACUCUGGUUGUUCAUGCUUCAUUGACUCUAGGUCUGAUUGUCAGUGUGAUCGGCUGUCUCUGUAUGCAGUCCUGUUCUGUGAUUGACAGCUGAACUGUCCAGAAUGUGAUCAAUACAGUGUGGUUAAUAAAUGGUAAAUUUGGAAAAAAAAAAUCUGUUCUUUAUAUGCUACUGAGCAGGGUGGAAGUGUCUGUAUUAAUGCAGAUCACACGAGCAACCAUGUAUAGUUGUAAAAAGUAAAAAAAAGUUAUAUAUAUGGUACAUGUUUUUUGUAAUUUGUACGGCAAAUAAGAGCAAUUGCUUAAAAAUGCAUCGUCUUUGACCUCGACCUACAACACUAUCACGUCGCCUUCUCCCAUAAAUGUAUUAAGUCCUGUUCCAAUAUUCUGACGUACAGCAUUGAAAAAGAAAUUUGUACGGGAACUAGUUGGCAAUCGAAGCAUACAGAUAUAUCUUCCUGGCGCUCUACAGACACUGGUUGUAUGCCUUACAUUGGACUGUGCUACAUUCAUUCUCUUAAAUGUUUUUCUUUUUUUUCAGGGAACAGUUUGCCCUUCAUUAUGGCUCCCAGGCGUAAGUCAGACUCUUCUGAUGUUUUUUUUAUGUCCUAGAUUAUGAUGUUAUCACUGUGUUAGCGUAUGUUAGUGACAAAGGUACUGAUGUAUUACAUUACAUUACAUUUAGCAGACACUUUUAUCUAAAGCGACUUAGAAUUUGAGUCAGUCAAUUAACAACCAAGCUACAGUAAACACAAAAUACAAAACAGUUCCGACUUACAGUGAAAAUCAUUUAAUUACACCACAUCAUCUCAUUAAUAUUUUUAAAGGAGGAAAGAAUAUCUUAUUUACUUUUGCAAAUCAUUUUUGAUCAUAAUGUGUAAGACUAACAUUAUAAGCAGUGUUUAGUCCCCUCAGUUUCCUUGAUCAAACUUACUGCAGGGACCAGUGGAAAACAUCCAGCCUUUCCCGAGGCUUCACCUUCGACAGAGGAUGGCAGGGUAUGUUUCUCACACAUAAACAAUUUGAACUAUUAAAAAGAUGAAAUACUACAGAACACACAGCAGACAUUACAACUGUUUAUUUUGUCACAUAUAUAUAUUUAUAUAAAACUUUACUCUAAACCUUGUUUUAGUUAUUGAGGUAAAUAAAUUAAUCAAUAAAUAUCAGUGUAAUGCAUGGGUAGAAAUAUACAUUGGAUAUUAAAUGACUUUGACACCACAUAAAUGUAUGAAAAACGCAAACACAGACUCUUAUUGCUGUAACCAAUCAUUGGUAAAUAAUGAUUUCUACAUUAAAAGGAAAAAAACACUUACAGCAGAAGCUUUUGUCCAUCUGACAAUUAGGAAAGAGUCAAAAGCACACACUUAAAAAAACCAAAACAAUA
Cynoglossus semilaevis (tongue sole) is the source of this 6373-nucleotide messenger RNA. RefSeq names its product volume-regulated anion channel subunit LRRC8C. Gene Ontology annotation, molecular function: protein binding. NCBI's taxonomy places the organism in Eukaryota, Metazoa, Chordata, Actinopteri, Pleuronectiformes, Cynoglossidae. The record is from RefSeq and is a predicted model, not a curated record. The transcript has 3 exons. Gene Ontology annotation, cellular component: cytoplasm. The coding region runs from base 661 to 3087 and encodes 808 amino acids.